Molecule: messenger RNA, 7232 nt
Organism: Trichobilharzia regenti
Lineage: Eukaryota; Metazoa; Platyhelminthes; Trematoda; Strigeidida; Schistosomatidae
Source: the annotation of a GenBank genome assembly
GUUUAAAGAGUGCUUGACCUGGCGUUCGUUUGAAUUAUAUUUGUAUUUAAGUAUUUAUGAGUCACGACUAUUCUACCGUCAGAAAUAAAAGUAACAGUAAAAAUUCUAACCCGGAAGAUGAUGAGGACCCAGUUACGUCUAUGAUUGCUCGGACUGGGUGUUUGAAUGAGCACUAUGCUGUACUUGAAUGCAUGAGUGAGAAGAAAGACUGGCGACACUGUCAAGAUUUUGUUAAAGUAUUCAAGAAUUGUAUGAACAAACGUAACCGGUAAUACGAAAACAAAUGGACCCAGAUAAGGCUCGUGCUUUGCGCAUAUGUUCCCCUAUGAUUAUACAGUCCCUUGAGCCUGAUUCUAUUUUGGACCAUCUGUAUUCAAAAGGCUGGGUGUCUCUAAAUGAAGUUGAACUUGUAGGACUGGAAAAGACAAAUCAAAGCAAAUCGAGGAAAAUUCUUGAACUGAUACGCUCGCGUCCGACAAGUGCCUUUGAUGAUUUUCUGAUCGCUCUGGAUUCUGAAGGCUCAUUUUUGGCUGCAGAGAUACGAAAACAUAUUGCCCCCUCUCCGUUCAAAAAAAGGGAACAUAGCUUGUCCGACUUGAGAGAAUUGUUACUUGAGGGAGCAGUUCCAGACAAACCCUCUCGCUAUAUAAAUCGUCCAGACCUGGUAAAUAUUCUUUCAAACAAAUUACGAGCACUAGCUGAUCACUUCAGAGUAGAAGAAUUGCCGAUAAAUAAGCUAGCUGAAGUCGAUAUUACUCCAAAAUUUAAAACUUAUUCAAAAGGCACCGCUGAUUUUAAUCCACCUCCUACGAACGCUUGGUUGUUAAUUCAUGGUCCACCGGGGGCAGGAAAGUCAGUUCUAUCCGCUAGUGUUCUACGUCAAGAGUCAGCUCUUCUCAUGGACUGUUUUCCAGGAGGUGUUGUUUGGAUGCACGUUGGUCAACUUCGCACUAUUAAUUCAAACUGUGAUACCGUUUCAUUUACAAACCAAAAUAUUAUUCAAUUGAUCGAUCGACUAGAAUACAGAGUGAAUCAACUUAGUGAUCAUUCCUGUAAAGAUACAAUCCAGCAUACAACUGGAUCGCAUAAUUUCCCAGUCCCUUCUUCAUCAACGUUAGAUGGAAGUCUAGAAAGACUUAGAAAGGCUCUUAUUCGUCGACAACAACGUGUUUCCUGGGGUCCUGAUAAAAAUGGCAGUUUGAUUACUCUUUUGCUGCUUAUUGUACUUGAUGAUGUAUGGGAUGUUGAAGUUGGACGAGUGCUUUCCAACUUACCUGGUGCCUUUGUAGUUACUUCUCGAGAUUCAGAUGUUCUUGAAAGACUAGAGACUCCAGUGGAUAAGUUACAUUUACAUGAUGAUUUAUCAGAAGAUGAAAUUGCAAGCCUUUUGUCUAUGUGGACUGGAUAUUCCCCUGAAUUGUUUAUUCCCUCCAGUAAAUCUUCUCAAGGCAUAACAGAUUCCGAGAUUUUCCUGUCUACUUUAGGUCGAAUGACUCAUGGAUCACCGUUUGCUGUUAGCCUACUAGGCAGUCUAUUGUAUAAUCAAUUCCAUCGUCUUUCUGAUUUUAUUUUUAAUAACAAUGGGAGUGGACAUAAAUAUCUUGAUUGGGUAUCUAUUAAACGCCCAAGCGCUUAUGGUUAUGAUUCGGUAUAUCAGGCUUUCGAAAGAAGUUUAUCCUUACUUUCAACCGAAAAUCAAGCAUACUACCGUCGUUUGGUGAUAUUUGACCCAGGUAUCGUUUUAACUCCUAAAGUCUGCGGAAUUUUAUGGGCUGUACCUGUAGAAAAAGCUGAGGCAAUUCUUUCUGUAUAUACUCGUUAUUCUUUAGCUGCUAGGCAUUGGAUAUCCAAGGUGGGCAGUUGUGGCUAUACUGUACAUGGUCUACAAUUAGAUCUUUUGAAGUCAGCCAUCGGACCUGCUGAGCAAGCAAAUUACCACGGCAAAUUUAUUAAAAACUAUUCUACCUUCUGUGGUGGUCGGUGGUUGAAGCUUGUUUCAUCAUGGGAACACACCUAUUUCUGGAACUAUGCUACCGAACAUUUGUUUAAAGCCGGUCAGUUAGACAAACUAGUGGAUAUGUUAAUUAAUCUUGACUUUCUUCGUGGACGUUUGAAAAUUAUUGGUACAACACCGGUAAUAGCAGAUUUUCAACGUUAUCGUGCUGUUUUCGCCACAUUGAAUAGAAUGGCUGAAUGGCUGGCUUAUCUUCGUUUCAUCCAAACAAAUGCCUACUAUAUAAUUGAUCCAACAGUAGUACAAGAUUGUGAUCGGUCGAGAUCACCCUGUCAAGGAUCACGCAGAGGUUCUGUCGUUAACUUAGAUCUAUCUCCUCCAAACUUCAGACCUGAUUCCAGGUGUAUAAGCCCUGUGGAUUCACGACGUUGUUCUUUUUCACACAAAACAAAAACCAAUUCAAUGAAUGUAUUCAAUCGUUCUGAUUCUAUCUCUGCUACUAAUACUACUGCUACUCCUACCACCACUACUCCUACGGGACCUAAAGGCAUAGAUUUACUACAAUUGGGACUUGGUCUAUCUCAAGACAAUCCUGUGUUUCAACAAGCAAUUCAACUGUUAACUCAGCGUUAUCAAACUGCCUUGAAAAUGCGUCAAUCUUCUAAGGAAACAGCUAAAAGUCUGUCAAUUGUCAGAGCAUUUAAAUAUUAUUGGUUUUGGUGUAAUAGUCAUAUUGCUGCUUCACAACUGCUAUGGGCUAUUCCAACUGGAUCUCAAGGUGUUACUUGUUUAGCCGUAGAAUUACCUUAUUCCACUGGAACGGAAAAGUUAACAAACACUUCAAAAGUGGAAAAUUCUGAGGAUUCACGUGAUGGUUUAAAUUACUUAUAUUUGAAUACUCGUUAUCGAAAAAGAUAUCUAGCAUCGACUAGUGAUGGUCGAGUGCUUCUUUUGGAUGCCAACUCUGGAUAUGAAGUCGCAUUACAUCAAGUAUAUCCACCUGAUACGGAAGUGAAGUUCUUAAAUUUUUUAUCAAAUAAUACAGAAUGUCUAACUUGUGGAUCUAAUGGAAGUGUAGUAAUUUCUACACUUCCCGUUGCUGAAGAAAUUCCUGCUGAGGACUUUUAUCCACUUGAUGAAACAAUUUCUGAUGAGGAAGUUGAUAAACUACCAAAUGAUUAUUAUUUGCACCAUAGAGGAAGUUGUGACUUGGAUGCUAAGGGGAAUGAUGAUGACGAAAUCAGCAUCUAUGGGUUGACUGAUUCAAAGAAAAAUGGCCGUCAUCCGAUAGGUGAAGGCGUCAAUUUACACUUAGAUUCUGAUGAUUCUGAAAUAUCUGCAUCGGGAACAAUAAGACGUCAAAAACAUUCAGAUAUUUCUUCACCAGUAUAUGGUUCACCACCAUUUGAUGUUUUCAAACCAACUGUGCUGGCUGAAUUACCUCAACUUACUGAAAUCGCUCGAGUUGAUGGCGCACAAAAUAUCCCAUCAUGUAUCAUUUCUCAGCCCAAUGAAACUCUUGAUUCCACCUAUCAACUUCAGUGUAUAGCUGCUAAUCCCACUGUAGAUCUUUUGGUUAUGGCUGGUGAAGGUUGCCUUGACUCUGUAUCUCAUCGUGCGGAUGGUGUCAAUUCAACAGCAUGUUUAAAGAAAACCCCAAAGCUGCCAAGUGUUUAUCAUUUAAAACGUGGAGGUGGUGGAAAGUUGCGUCUUGAUUGUUCACGGGAGUUAAGACUUCCGCAUCUAUCGUCUGAGCAUUGGUAUUCACAGCUGUUGACUGAUUCUAAUCCUAAAGUGCAUAUCACUACUAUUUCACAAGAUGGAAAUCUUAUUGCUGUUUGUUUAUCUGAUGGUUUUAUCUGGGUGUACAAUCUAGAUGAAAUAUGCUGGACUUCGUGCAUAUCCACUAAAUUAGCUGGUGACUUUGUUACUAAAUUCUGGUCGCAAAGAUUUUCAGUUGAUAUCUUCGACGAUAAUUUGGAAUCUCAGUUAUGUGAUCCUGAAUUGUUAAUUCUUGGAGUUGGACCGGCUGCAUCAUGUGCAAUAUUUUUACCGCCUUUCAUAAAUACUGACAAUCCGAUUGAAACAGAUAAAGUACCUGUAUUUUUUGCUGCAUCUUUGUCUACUCAAGUGAUGGUUUGGUGUCUACCUGAUAAUGGAAAUCAGAUUUGUGAAUCAGAAAUUUUGGAAAAGAAAACGCUGGCUAGUAAUAGUUUACCUCGUUUGCAUUUAUCAUGUUCUUGCGCGUCAACAGUAUUAUCCAUGGAUGCACGUAUUAUUGAAGGGCAAUGCAUAUUAGCUGGUGGAACAGCUAGUGGAAGAGUUCUUAUUUGGCGUAUUCGCGAUGGCUUUAAGUUGGUAGAAUUGAGUGUGCAUGCUUCUUGGGUUACGGCUAUACGUUUACUUCCAGAUGAAUACAAUACCUCCGCCAGUGAUAUAUAUUUUGAUUAUAUUACAAACAGAAGAAAUUGUUUACCAAUAGGACUGCUUACUGCAUCUGUUGAUGGUGUUAUUAAACGUUGGGAUGUUGGUACAGCAUUUUUACCGCCUCCUAGUACACCAACUCCAACUGGUCCUGUUUGGCCUAUUAGUUCAGGUACUUCAUCUCAUAGGGAUUCACAUUCUUCUGCUAUACAAAAUCCAACUGCACUACAUGGACUUUGGACUGAAGUGUUUUCUGUUUGGUUUGGUGAAAAUGGUUCACUGUUAGUUGUUGGACGUCGUCGACAUUCUACUGACUUGCAGUUUUUAUUCCGGCCAAAACAGUUGAAUAACAAUGAUGAUGUAACAUGUUCAUUCCAAGAGAUUUCUAUUAAACCUAGUCACUCAUCUUACUGGAAUCCAUCAGUUCAAACUAAUGAAAGUGAACCUUUGGAAACUAAUUCCUCCGAGUCGAAAACUGUACAAAAAAGUCCACGAAGAAGUAAUCAUAGAUCAUGCUCGUCAUCAGAAAAUCCAAGAAAAUUAUUGCCAUCCAAGCACUGGAUACUGACUACAGGAUUACCAAGUUUACUUUUCGGUACAAUUACCGCUGUUUCAUUUUGGAAUGGUGGUAAUUGGAUGGCUGUUGGUUUUAGUUCAGGGAAUGUUAUAGUAUAUUCUCUACACUAUGAUGAUUCAAAAUUAUAUGGGAUAGUGAAACGUUAUCAUCUGUUGGCUUGUGAACCAGACAAAAAUCAAUCAAAUGGUGAAUUAAACAAACAACGUUCUUCUUCUUCUCCUUCUUUUGAACCUUCAGAUCAUAUUCUACAUCUUCAUACGUUUCCAUCUAAUGAGCACUUGGAGGCAAAUAUUGUCGAAAAUAAUAAAUUUCUUUUAGUUGUUGGCGUUUAUAAAAGUGGAUGCGUGAAGACAUGGUAUCUUUUCGAUGUAUGCCACACAAUUUCUGAUCCAAAUGUAUCAUGCGUUAAUGUUUAUCCAUCGGAAUGUUGGUCAAAACUUCACAAUAGUUCAGACUUUUCAAAUGGUACAGUGGUUAGUCAAAACGCGAAUACUAAUUUACAAUCGCAGCAUUUAAAUGAUUCUUCAAGUAACGACACUUCCAUCAUUACUUGGUCUACAUGUCGUUUGAUUGAACGCUGUCAACAUCCUUUAAUGUACGAUUAUCGGAAACAUGGUGCUCAACAAAAAUCUUUAUUCUCUAUUAAAGGAAAUCAGAUGUUAGUCUGGUUUACAGCUGGACGUGAUGGUCGGGUGUUUGGUCGUGAGUUGUGCCCUCCGAAUAAUGAAUUGGAAUCCCAUUCUAAGGAUACCUGUUGGCGAUUGGAUCUUGAUGCUCAUGUACCAAUGACUAUAACGGAUGCUGAUAUUGAAUCAAGUGGUCAGUGGCUUGUUACGGGGUCAACAGAUCAAACUGCAAAAGUAUGGUUUUUACCUUCAGGAAUAAUGGCUUUUGAUACAGGAAAACAUCCAAUGUGUGUCCGAUCUGUAGCCUUCCGACCGACGAUUAAUAAAUCGAUGAGUAAUUUAGAUGAAGAACAAAUUCUAGUUACAGGUGAUGAUGAAGGCACUUUGCGCGUUUGGCGAUUAACAACGCAAAUAUUAUGUAAUCAAGUAGGAUAUUACUAUAGUACUCUUCAAAGCGAAAAGAAUUUAUAUUCAGGGCGUGCUUUAAGCCCGGACGUGUAUCGAUUUAAUAAUUCAUUGGCUGUUAGUGGUGAUCAUGUACGGAGGUCUGCGGUUCGUAUUCCUAGUCCAGAUCCAUUACAAAAUUUUCCAACUCGUGGUGAUCAUCCUAGGGACAAUCGUUUUUUGCAUAAGCGACCUGAUUUCUAUUCCACAGCUGCUGGUUAUGGAUCAACAUGGUUACAUAAAUUGGCCUGGUCACCAGAUGGACGUUUAUUAGCUGGUCUCUCUGAUCGCAUAUGUGUUUGGCCUUUUGAAUCCACUCAUCAGCAGACUGACUCGUCAACUGGGGAUUCUGAUGAUUCUUCACCAGAGUUGACUUUUAGUCCUAUUAACUCUACAAGACGUGUCAGUGUCCCGCAUAAAGUGAUAAAUAUAAAUUUACCGAAAUUCGAUGUGCAACAGUGUCGAGUAUUAAGAGUUCUGUCUUCUGGUGCAUGCAGCGUAACUGGUAGAUCUCCACCUUUGAUGAUUAGUUCAAGUCGUCGAUUAGUAACUAAUCUUAGUGAUAAGAGUUAUGAUCCGCUUUCAUCAAUCGAUCUUCCGCCCACGGUGGUCACAGUCGAUUCAAAUACAGGAACAUUAUACAUAUUUGAUCCAGUCGGUUGUUUGCUUAAGUCUACUGUAUAGGGUGUUUUUUAUAAUGAAAAAUUGAUUGGGAAAAUCCUUUUUACUGUGAAUCUUUGAAAGUUCUUUCUAGUCUGUUACCUUUCGCUUUAUUCUCUUUUUACAUGUAAACGUAUACAGGUGAUAUUUUGUUUUGUUUGUUUGUCAAACCCUGUAAAUAACUCAUUUUCUUUUGUUACGACUAUUCUGUUUUUCCCCCUUUAGGAUCCAGCAAUCAUUUGUAUCUUUGUUUAUUUGCCUACUGCUCACGUAUUGAUUUGCGUGUGUGUGUGUGUUUCUUUUUAUACACGUAAAGUCGUUAGUUUUCUUAUUUCUAUUGUUGUUGUUGUUGUUGUUGUUUUGUAUAUGUGAGUGUUGUUUCUCAAAGAGAGUUUUUCAGAAUAUUCGAGAUAUUUGUUUAUUAGUUGACUUUCAAUUAGAAUAAUUUAUUUUUUCAAUAUGUGCCUUAACUAAAAAUACUACAGUAAACAAAAUAAUGACCAACACGGGAUUUAAAACUCCUCAUUUAAGUUGAUUUGGAGCUUCA